CGUCCUCGCUCUCGAGGUAUCUCGUCUCGCCCCUCCUGAUAAACGAUUAUCGCGGUUGGCGACAGCCGCAGCGCGUGCCUGGGCCCGCUCCCCGUCGUCAGUGUCCUCCGUGGUGCGAAACAGCCGCGAAGAUGACGGUAAUCACGAAAGCGAUCACCGAGAAGAAGGCGUCCGACAAAAUGGAGCAGCCAUUGUUUGUGGAGGAUAAUGCGGCGGAGGGCGCGAAAGCUGAUCCCGAGGCAGCGCGCUCGAAGGCCGACGCGGUCCCGCGCAGCCGUUACUUCAUUUCCACAAGGAGCCUCCGUCGUAUACAUAUGACGGCGACAUUCCUGCUCUUUCUCCUGGCGCUGCUGAUCCUGCUCAUCGGCAUGAUCGGCGGGCUGUACAUCUACAAACAGUACGCGAGGACUCAGAUGCGCCGAUUCCGCACCGGCUGGUACAGCAUUCCGUACGACAGCUCGAAUAAGGCAUCCUACGGCAGCAACGCGGUUCACCAGGGACUGCUGGCCGACUCCGACCUGUUCGCCAAGAGCCUCACCAGGGCCAUGGAGCAGGACGCGCUGGACAUCGCGAGGCACAUAGACCACGACAUCAACAAUUUCUUCAAGGAGAGAUUUGAGAUCGAUCUCGAGAACGAGGAUUACGAGAAGAUCGACGUACCCGACUUUCGCGGUGGACGACAGGGCCGCUUCAUACACGAUUUCAACAUUAAUAAGACAGGCAUCAUAGACAUCGACGGUCAGUGCUGCUUCGUCAUGCCAUUGAAUCGUCAGCGCGUGUUGCCGCCACGUAACAUGUACGAUCUUCUGAGGAAAAUGUACAACGGUUACUACGAGGUGGACACCGCGGUCGUGCGUGAAACCAUGAAAGUAAUCACACCGCCAAUCACCGACAUGUCGCUCGUCGGGACGUACAUAGCGCGUGAAUGCCAAGACUUGCCUACCUACAUGUUGCAGAAAGUAAAUGCCACUAGUGUUGUAAAACGCAGCGCAUCGCAGAGCGGAGUGUUCGGACAGUUCGCCGGCAAUAGUAUUAUGGAGGUCGAUAUCGUGAAUUUAGAGGACUUCGAAUGAAACUUUGAGAAAUUGAGCAGUGGGAAUUUUCAAUUAUUCUAGAAUAUUUAAAAGAAACCACCAGUAGAUCAAUGUAUAAAAGUUAUAAGCUGUCCCAGGGCAAACUUAGGUAAAUAUUCUGUCGAGUUUAGAAUCGUUACUUUGCAUUUUUAUCGUGCAUCAAUUAAUUUCUCGUCCCCGGCGGUUUUUCCCCCCUCCCCCAAAUCAGGUAUACCCCCUCACCAUUUAUCAAGAUUCUCGUUGUAAGUCUUUCCAUUUCUACUAGUUAUUCCAUUUUCUAUUAAUUUUAUAUCGUAACGUAUAAUGCAAGCACGAUUUGUUAUUAUUGAUCUGAAGUAUGCAGUACGUCGGGAGAAACUCCUUUAUAAUAUCAUGAGAGGCUAAACGUGAAGGAUCGAAUCGCUAUAAAAAAAAGAAAAAGUGUAAGAAGUCUCUGUAAGAUGGUAUAUUGUCUACAAGGUUCUUAUAGGAAAAUUAAUAUCUCUUCCAUAUUCUUGUGGUAUAUUAUUCAAACAGGUAGCAAAUACGGUGUUACGCCAUAGUAAUAAAACGUUUAUUAUUAUGGAUUCUGGCACACAGCUUGUUGACUAUAUUUAUGAAUGUCUGCGUUAAUAAUCGAUGAAACCAGUAGAAUAGCCGUGCACUAAGUGGUUGCGCUUACGAUGCAGUUUUAUGCUACGUUAUUAUUAGUGAACUAUAGAUAUAUAUAUUCAUUUGUGAAUUCUAUUUAAAAAGAAAUCUAUCGCUCUCGUGUUACGAGAGCAGUGGCUUGAACACAGUAAGCUCGGGAUAUAAGACACGAAUUAUUAAUAUUGCAGAAUUGAGAAUAAUUUUCGAAAUGUGUUUCGAUAGAAUAUAUUGGUUUUACGAUUAACAUAUGAAACACGUUAAACGUUUGUAAGAUUACUGUGACUAUAUAAAUAUUUUUACAAAACGUUUGGAUCGAAGAACACGAAAGUUACAUAGAAUACUGAUCCAUGAGAAGUAAUGUGUUUCGAUAUUCCAUAUAAGACUUUCUUGUCUCUUCUGCAUUUCUAAUCGCGAAAGGUUACGUGCUUCAACAAAUAUUAAUAUUGCAGUCUUUUAAACAUAUGGUUUACGUUCGCCCAGUUCAUUGCCAAUUAAUAUCAUGCAUGACAGCCGGAUCUGGAGUAGAUAAGAACCGUAACUGGAGUAGAUAAGAAUUGCGACUGAAUGCAAUUUUGUCAUUAGUCUAUUUCGGUGCAUUCGUCACGCACAUACAGAGAGAAGCCGUUUUUAAUUUUUUUCUCACAUUUUAUUACACCUACGUACGGCAUGAAAUGCUGGCAAAUGUAUCCAGGUACUCGGAUAUUCAUUGCUUUUCAAUACUGCGUAUUGAAUUAUAGACGUAUUCAACACUAACAUUUAGGAAGUAAGUUUCUUUUCAAGUUAAGAUACUUUGUAGUCAAAAUGAUUUGUGAACAAAAAUUUGUAUGCGAUUUUAAGAGCAUGUUAAAAAGUCAAAAACUUCUAGUCUGUUUCGUGUGGUGGAUUAUUAUUAUCAUCUGUAAUUGAUAUCGAAAUUAAGAUGGCAAACUAAAGAUGUAUUGUUGCAAAAUGAUUUUCACAUAUAAAUUAUUGAGAUAGACCAACGAUUAGAUAUAAUAUGCAAAUACCGUGUUGUAUUUCCGAAUGGAAUUAGGGAAGUUAAACGAAUCUUAGUCUUUUUUGUGACUCAGCCGAGAUAAAAGAGAUAUGUGUUUAUUAAUGUACGCACGGAUCACGUUACGGACCGAGUGCCUGACCAAUAAUUCCAUUCUGGAUUAGUUAUGUACUUUUGCUUGUAUUACCGGCUCCAAUAAAUAAAACACGCAAAAUGUAUAAAUAUGCGGCGCGUACACGCCGGUUUAAAUGUCCGUAGACACGUAGAUUAAACACUGGUGGCAAUAAAUAGUACAUUAGUUAGUUCCACCAUUUUCAGGUGGGGAUGGAAAUGCAGAACAUCUUGUUAAUUAGCUUCCGUUAAUUCCACGACGAGAUGCGUAAGUUUGGUCUGCGCAUUUUAAACCUUAUUAUAGAAUUGUUACACGAUUCUGUGUCACGUUUCGUGCGAUUGUAGUUAAGUUCCUAUAGUCAUUUUUAUCUCCAUGAGUUUGACAAGUUUUCUUAGCUUUAUAGCGUUGAUAAACCAAAUUUGUAAAACUGUACGCGAAUUUAUUGUAAAGUCUGACAAGAAAAUAAAUGAUACAUAUGAAUGUCAGUAUGAGUGUAA
Vollenhovia emeryi is the source of this 3306-nucleotide messenger RNA. RefSeq names its product integral membrane protein 2C. Gene Ontology annotation, cellular component: Golgi apparatus; extracellular exosome; plasma membrane. Lineage: Eukaryota; Metazoa; Arthropoda; Insecta; Hymenoptera; Formicidae. Gene Ontology annotation, molecular function: amyloid-beta binding. The record is from RefSeq and is a predicted model, not a curated record. The transcript has 5 exons. Gene Ontology annotation, biological process: negative regulation of amyloid precursor protein biosynthetic process. The coding region runs from base 132 to 1073 and encodes 313 amino acids.